AUGGCUAUCGAUCUCGACAGGCACCAUGUGCGCGGCACCCACCGCACUGCUCCCAAGAGCGACAACGUCUACCUGAAGCUUCUCGUUAAGCUUUACAGGUUCCUUGUCCGCCGUACCGACUCCAACUUCAACAAGGUUGUCCUCCGCAGACUGUUUAUGUCCCGCAUCAACCGCCCUCCCGUCUCUCUCUCUCGCAUCUCCGCGAACGUCCAGAAGGGUGAGAAGCGCACUGUCGUCAUUGUUGGCACCGUCACCGACGACAACCGCCUCUUCGAGGUCCCCAACGUCAACGUUGCGGCCCUCCGCUUCACCGCCACUGCCCGUGCCCGCAUCAUCGCUGCCGGUGGCAAGGCCCUCACCCUCGACCAGCUCGCCCUCCAGGCCCCCACUGGUUCCAACACCCUCCUCCUCCGUGGACCCAAGAACGCCCGUGAGGCCGUCAAGCACUUCGGUCACGGUCCCCACAAGAACAAGAAGCCCUACAUCGAGUCCAAGGGCCGCAAGUUCGAGCGUGCUCGUGGCCGCAGGCGAUCCAGGGGUUUCAAGGUCUAA
Parascedosporium putredinis is the source of this 552-nucleotide messenger RNA. Lineage: Eukaryota; Fungi; Ascomycota; Sordariomycetes; Microascales; Microascaceae. The record is from the annotation of a GenBank genome assembly.